This is a messenger RNA of Sphaeramia orbicularis (orbiculate cardinalfish), 1289 nucleotides long. RefSeq names its product polymeric immunoglobulin receptor-like. The transcript is spliced from 10 exons. Gene Ontology annotation, cellular component: plasma membrane. NCBI's taxonomy places the organism in Eukaryota, Metazoa, Chordata, Actinopteri, Kurtiformes, Apogonidae. The coding region runs from base 29 to 1174 and encodes 381 amino acids. The record is from RefSeq and is a predicted model, not a curated record. Gene Ontology annotation, molecular function: transmembrane signaling receptor activity.
UAUUUUUCAUGCUCUGUUGCUCACUAAUAUGGCUAUUGUCAGCAUCCUUCUCAUCUUUGCUGGUCUCACAGGUAUUCACAGUAUAAGUACAGUCAGUCGGGUAACAGUGGAAGAAGGAGGUUCCAUCUCUAUCCCAUGUUUCUACGAGUUAACGUACACAGACCAUGUGAAAUAUCUGUGUAAAGGAUGUACCUGGGACGACUGCACAUAUGAAAUUAAAACAGAUUGGGAAAAUUCAACAAAGUAUUCGAUCUCUGACAACAAAAACCAAAGAAUGGUUACGUUCAUUAUUAAUGAUUUGAAGACAGAGGACUCAAAUUGUUACUGGUGUAGCGCAGAGAAAACAUUUGCUGAUGAUAAAACAGAUUUUCAUCUUCAUGUCGGUAACCAAGGCGAUGCCACGCUCUAUGUGGAUUCUCAGAAGGUGACAGGGUUUAUUGGAGACCAAAUAACCAUCGACUGUCACUAUAGAGGAUCUAAACAAAUAAAGUGGUGCAGGACUGGUGUUAAAGGACCAACACCCUGUAUCGAAGACUCUGGGAAAAUAGAUGAGACAAUGGUGACUAUUAAUAGAAAUACCACUGGUGUUAUUACUGUGACUAUGAGUGAACUGAGGGAGAGGAGCAGUGGUUGGUAUUGGUGCACUGAUGAAGACCUGCAGAUGCCGGUGCAUGUAACCAUUAAAGAGAGACCUACCACCACAACAAUUGCAACGACAACAACAACAGCAACAACAACAACAACAACAGCAACAACAACCAUACAGCCAACGACCAUAUCAUCCACAUCCAAACCUGUCAAUCACACAUAUGUGAGUCAAGAACCGACCACAGAACAAACUGGAACACACAGCAGCUCAUCCAAUCAUCUACUGAGUUUCAUCAUUCCUUUGUGUUUGCUGCUGCUGAUUGUAACGGUGGCCGUACUCACCUGGUUCAUGUUGAACAGACGCGAGUCACCAGCCACAGCUGAGGAUGAACAGACAGUAACGUACAGUACUGUGACGCAUGUGAGAAAAACCACAGCCCAGGACUCCCUUGGGAAAGAGCAGAUAAAUACUGAAGAUGAAGCAGACGUCAUGUACAGCACUGUGUUUUGCAUGACACAACAAAAUACACACCAGGUUGAAGACAAAGAUGAGAAUGUGACCUACAGCACAGUGGUUCAUCGCUAGUGAAAUUAUGAAAUAACUUUCUGACUUCCUGUCUACUUCUUAAUACCUUUAUCAGUCAUUUGCUGUUGUCCAUCAAACUGUAGCCUACUGCUCUCCAAAUGUACCUAUGAGGAUA